Molecule: messenger RNA, 3967 nt
Organism: Leptomonas pyrrhocoris
Lineage: Eukaryota; Euglenozoa; Kinetoplastea; Trypanosomatida; Trypanosomatidae
Product: putative DNA ligase
Exons: 1
Coding region: 167-3967 (1266 amino acids)
Biological process (GO): double-strand break repair via alternative nonhomologous end joining; lagging strand elongation; DNA recombination
Cellular component (GO): DNA ligase III-XRCC1 complex
Molecular function (GO): DNA binding; ATP binding; DNA ligase (ATP) activity
Source: RefSeq, a predicted model, not a curated record
GGUUGACCGUUGUCACGUGAGGUUGAAUACACGGUCCUCACAGUGCUUCUUUUCUCAUCGCGCGAAUGUGUCUAGAGUGGUUCUCCUGCCUCCUUUACAAGAAACGAAAGCGCAACACAAAGAGAAAGGUUGGUAGGCGGGCGUCUCGUGGCACGCCAGGCAAAGAAUGGUGUCCGAUUCCAUGAAGCAUUUUGGCCUGCUCUGCCGCCAGGUCACAGCAGAGCCGUCGCUCACUAUCAAGCAAGAAAUCAUUCGUGGAUUUCUCUCGCGGUUCACGGGCGACACCGGUCUGCUGCUCAAACUGCUUCUUCCGAAAUACGCGCAACGCGUCUACUACAUUCAGGACAAACAGCUACUGCGUGUGCUGUCCCUCGUCCUGCGCGUGGACGAAGCCGCGCUGCGGGAUAAGCUGAACAGCAACGGCUGCAUCGCCGAGACCGCGUGUGCGUACUUCCACCCAACGGUAGCCGUCGACUCGGACGGCUGGUGCGGCAUGACGCUGACGGACUUCGAUGCAUUUUUGAAUAGCAUGGCUGUGGCAACCGUGGAGACAGAGCGCGUGCCCCUCUUACAGCAUUUCUUCCAAGUUGCCUGCAGUAACGUGGUGUACUACUUCUUUCGUGAAAUCAAACAGGAUUUGCGUCUCGGCGCGGGUCUUCGCGUCGUGCUUGGCGGCCUGCACCCCAGUGCGUACACCGUGUUCCAGAACUGCGCCAACGUGCAGGAGGUGGUGCGUCGCAUCCAGGCCAGCACGGCGGUCAGGGCCCCGGCUUCCGCAGCGACCGGCAGCGGUAGCGCCUCUGCCGCCCUUGAUGCCGUCGACGGUGACGACGACGACGAAAACAGCAGAGGUGACGGUGUUGCCGGUGGGGUGAACACGGCCAUCAGCAUCGGCAUCCCGCUCGCACCUAUGCUGGCCGCACCGGCACGCUCAAUUGCCCAAAUUGUAGCCAAGUGCCCCAACGGUGCCUUCUCGGAGGUGAAGUACGAUGGGGAGCGCAUUCAAAUUCACAAGAGAGGGAGCAAGCUCACGUUUUUCGCGCGCUCCCUUCGCCCGAUGCGCGCGGACAAGUUUGCUGGGUUGGAGCCUUUCAUUCUCCAGGCGAUCAAAGCGGAUGACUGCGUGUUGGAUGGCGAGAUCCUUAUGGUGGAUGUCCGCACUUCGGUUCCCCUGCCGUUCGGCACGCUUGGCAAGCACCGCCGCACGCAGUUCAGCAGCGCCUGCCCGUGCGUUUUCCUCUUUGACGUUCUCUUCUCCAACGGCCGGUCACUGCUGAAGGCGCCGCUCGAGGAGCGCCGCGAGGAGCUGAAAAAGAACGUGCAGUUUAUCCGUAAUCGCGUCAUGUUCUCAGAGUUGUGCCUCAUCGAGGGCCGCCCGGAGCAACGGGAGGCGCUGCUGCACCAGCACCUGCAGCGUGCCAUCGCGGAAGGUCUGGAAGGGCUGGUGAUCAAGGACAGGAAGAGUGUUUACGAGCCCCGUGCGCGGCACUGGCUCAAGAUCAAGAAAGACUAUCUUGAUGGUCUCGCUGACUCGGCCGAUCUGCUGGUGCUCGGUGCGUGGUUCGGCAGCGGCAACAAGGGCGGUCAGCUCUCCACCUUUUUGAUGGGCUGCGUGGACCCCUCCGUCUCGCCAGGAGGGCCAGGUCGCUUCAAGACGGUCUGCAAGGUUGGCAACGGCCUCAACGACAACCAAAUCUCCGCCAUCUCUGCCGCGUACACGACACGCAUGAUGUCCACUGCGGCCUCGAGAGACGGCCAGCGCGGCGUCCCAGCGUGGCUAGACUGCCCAUCGUGCCACCUGCCCGACAUGGUGUUGCGCGAUCCGGCGACGGCGGACGUGAUGGAGGUGAUCGGCGCCGAGCUCUUGGUGACCAAGACGCACACGAGCGGCAUCUCCGUCCGCUUCCCGCGCAUCCUGAAGAUGCGCACCGACAAAACAGUGGACACGGCAACGACUUUGCGCGAGCUGCAGCAGCUGUUUCGCACCUCGAAGGAAAAGCUGUCCUCGGCAGGCGUGGACACCUCGCUGCAGCUCGCGGACAGUUACACCGUCAUGCCGGAGGAAGAGGACAGCUCCGCGAGCGGGCCGCCUGAUACCUUUCACACCACGUCUUCUGGCCAGGCAGCUCGCACCCCCACUCCACCACCUCGGAGUUCCUCGUUGCUGUCCUCACCGGAGCGAAGUCGCCGCACCGCGCCGGCCGCCGUGACGUGCGUUGCGAUGGGCGACGUCACGGCACCGUCGAUCCCCUCGACGGAGUCCUUUGUCAUCUUUCAUUCCGUCGCCGUCCAAGGACGGUGGUCCGUCCGGGGGGUUAUGCGGCGCAUCAGCGAGGCCUACGGACCCUCCGCUGGUAAAGCCUACGACCAGGCCGCCGCGUCUAGCGUGCUGGGCCAGGUAAUUUAUGCCGAGGUGGGCCCUGUGAGUCGGCCAGGACGUGUGUUUGUGGCGUCUGCCGUUGCACAGCGCACCGCACCUCCUGGCCAAGUCCCGCCGGUGGACCAACGCGCGUUGGAGAAGGCGCUGCUGAAUGCCGCUACGUACGCCCAGCGCAACUGCGCCUCGUUGCACGUCGUCAUUCCCGCGGCGGAGACGCAGGUGCAAGUGCCACCGUUGCUGGAGCUGUUCGAUGGCCUCUGCGCCCGCUUCGACGUGCCCAUAACCGUCUACGGUGCGCCGCCACACUCAACGUCGGCGCGGCAAGCGGCGGCACCGCAGGCAGCGGCGCCUCGCAUUGAUCGCGGGGGCAACAGCAGCGGGCCGGCACGCACGCUCCCUCCGCCACCGCCACCGCCGCCGCCGCGGCCCGCCACCCCGCCAGCACCCGCCGAAGACGACGAAGACGAAAUCGAAGAUGAACUCGCAGCGCCAGCGCUUGCCGCAUCGUCUUUCUGUGCCGAUGCACCCCUGCGUUUCUCGCGUGGCCGUGGCCGCCGCUAUGCCUUGCUGCGCGAUGUUGUGGCUCAGAUUGUGCACUCCCCCUCCGACGAUGGUGCCGCUGCGGCUGCUGGCGAUGCCCAGGCCCUGCUGGAGCUGAUGCAGGGCCGUUGCGUGGCGCUUUCCGACCGCUACGAUGCUGCAGUGCCGUGCACGCACGCACUCGUUGUCGGGGAUGCGCCCGUCCCUCCUUUGGGAGGUGCGAAGCGGCACUCGGUGUUUGUGUUGAGUGCCGAAUGGGUGCGCGACUGCUUUCACGACGGAGUGCGGUACUCCGAAUGCUUGUACAAGUUGGGCAGUGCACGACCUACGGCACACCUGCUGGACGGGCAGUGUCUGCUCUUCAGUGCAGCUCUGCUGCUAAAGGACGCGCACCGCUGGCGUCGACUCGCCGUGCUGCUCGGUGCGACGGUGCACCAGUCGUGGCACGUGGUCGGGCAGCGUACCAGCUUCGCCUUGACGGACGCGUGGGACGAUGAGUGUGCGGAGGUGUACCGGCUAGGUGGGUGGGUGGUGCACUGCCAGUGGCUGGAGGACUGCGCGAUGGCUGCGGCCGUCCUGCCCCUCGACGCCUACGUGUUCUCGCCCGCGACUGACGGUCAGCUCAGCAGCUCAAAAGGUGCUCGCCGUCCGCUGGCAGGUAAAUCGGUGUGCCUCUGGCCCAAUGUUGACAUUGCGGCUCUUCCGUCGAAUCCAGUGGCGUCUUUGUGUGGUGAUGAGCUCGGUGCGACGUUGGUGGCUAGUCCCGCCGACGCCGAUCAUGUGUUGUUGAUGAUGGAUACGGCGGCAGAGCGUCAACGGGCUGCGGCAGCUGUCGGCACAAACGAGCACAAGCUUGUGAACAUGGAGUGGCUGCGGCGCUGCGCUGCUGCGGGAGAAUACCAGACGCCCACCUCGCUGCCUCCUUUGCGGAGCGGCGAGUCACCAAAGCACGCCCACGAGGCCGUGUGCGAAGAUGGCGAAGCCGUCGAGACAGCCUCAAGAGAAACGUCCAGCACCGCAUCGGACAGCAGUCUUGAAGACGCGUAG